AUGCGCGAUAAUGGUGAGAAGCCCGAUUUCCGUCUCCAGUUUUUCAAUUCCUCAUCCCACUUCGAAUCAGGAAUACAAACAAGUACUCGCCCAACUUCUCUUGAAUCCUCAUUCCGUCAAAUAGUUAAUUAUGGGUUGAGUCCUGAUGCUGUUGCAUUCCCGGGUGUUCUUUGCGCCUGCGAGCAUGGAGGUUUGGUUGGUCGAGGGAAAGAAUACUUAAGGAGGAUGAGUGAGGAAUGUGGUUGCGUGGUCGACCUUUAUGAUAGUAGUGGUCUCAUGGAAGAGGCUUGGGAUAUGAUAAAUCCAUGCGAGCAGCCAGACGUGCUUGUGUUGAUCCAUCUAUUGUGUGGUUCGAGGAUCUAUGGAAACAUUAAAAUAUGUGAGACUGCAAUCAAGAAACCGUUUUGGGAACCCACCAAUAGUAGUGCCAAUGUUCUAUCGAAUUUCCAUGCAAAAAUGGGUAAAUGGAACGGAGAGAGAUCUGACAAGGGAUCAAGAAAGUACAUGGUUGCAGUUUGGCUAAGGCAAGAGGUGGCCCUAUGA
Manihot esculenta (cassava) is the source of this 543-nucleotide messenger RNA. RefSeq names its product pentatricopeptide repeat-containing protein At3g62890-like. Lineage: Eukaryota; Viridiplantae; Streptophyta; Magnoliopsida; Malpighiales; Euphorbiaceae. Bases 1 to 543 code for a protein of 180 amino acids. Gene Ontology annotation, molecular function: protein binding. The transcript has 2 exons. The record is from RefSeq and is a predicted model, not a curated record.